AUUCACCACUUUAAGUCACCAAAUCCAUCCUACCUCCACAAGGCAAAUACCCUUUCUCUGCUACCAUCCACUGAAGAACCCCAGAAGCAAAUGUGUACUGACCCUGCCCUGCUUAAAAUUCUCUCAGGGAUCUGAUUUGCGUCAGGAUAAAAUCCAAACGCCAUUGGCCUUGCGCGGUUUUCUUCCAGUUCCUGAGUGCCAGUCUUCUGGCCGAUCUGAAAGCCCUGGGGCUCCAAGCUGCCCACGGCUGUAGAGCCUAGGCUUGAGCCCACAGCGGACGGCAGUGUUAGGAUUAUUACAAUAAAUGUCAAAGCAAGAAAAACGUUCCGGCCAGUUAGGUUUUGUUAUUUCAAAAGCAACAAAAUAAGUGAACCGCCUUUCCUCCGGCGGAGACACGCAGGCGACAAGGGCGGCGCCUGACCUAGCAGGCUCUAGGUGUUACGCCAGGGCCCCCAGGCGUCCAAAUUCGGCUUGCCCACACAAAACAUGGCGGCAGGAGAGCAGCGUUUCCGCCGGGCAUGUCCACAUCCAACGGGGCCCAUGGGAGAGGCGUAGUCUUCUGUGUCUUGCCCAGACUCAACAUGGCGGCUACAAGGCGCCUGAACUAGUCUGCGAAGCCUACCCCAGGCGUGGGCCGCAGCGUCGACUAACGUCAUUCGAGCCGCGUCGCACCCCUUUGUGCGUCACGGGUGGCGGGCGCGGGAAGGGGAUUUGGAUUGUUGCGCCUCUGCUCUGGAGAAAGUGCUGUCUGGCUCCAACUCCAGUUCCUGUCCUUGACCAGCGCCUGCAACCUAACCCUUCCUACUCUGUCACCUUCUUGAUCCCGCCGGCGCUUUAGAGCCGCAGUCCAGUCUCCGAUCCUUCAGAGCCUCAUCCACUAGCUGCGAUGCAUGUGAUCAAGCGAGAUGGCCGCCAAGAGCGAGUCAUGUUUGACAAAAUUACAUCUCGAAUCCAGAAGCUUUGUUAUGGACUCAAUAUGGAUUUUGUUGAUCCUGCUCAGAUCACCAUGAAAGUAAUCCAAGGCUUGUACAGUGGGGUCACCACAGUGGAACUAGAUACUUUGGCUGCUGAAACAGCUGCAACCUUGACUACUAAGCACCCUGACUAUGCUAUCCUGGCAGCCAGGAUUGCUGUCUCUAACUUACACAAAGAAACAAAGAAAGUGUUCAGUGAUGUGAUGGAAGACCUCUAUAACUACAUAAAUCCACAUAAUGGCAAACACUCUCCUAUGGUGGCCAAGUCAACAUUGGAUAUUGUUUUGGCUAAUAAAGAUCGCCUGAAUUCUGCCAUUAUCUAUGACCGAGAUUUCUCUUACAAUUACUUUGGCUUUAAGACGCUAGAGCGGUCUUAUUUGUUGAAGAUCAAUGGAAAAGUGGCUGAAAGACCACAACAUAUGUUGAUGAGAGUAUCUGUUGGGAUCCACAAAGAAGACAUUGAUGCAGCAAUUGAAACAUAUAAUCUUCUUUCUGAGAGGUGGUUUACUCAUGCUUCUCCCACUCUCUUCAAUGCUGGUACCAACCGCCCACAACUUUCUAGCUGUUUUCUUCUGAGUAUGAAAGAUGACAGCAUUGAAGGCAUUUAUGAUACUCUAAAGCAGUGUGCAUUGAUUUCUAAGUCUGCUGGAGGAAUUGGUGUUGCUGUGAGUUGUAUUCGGGCUACUGGCAGCUACAUUGCUGGGACUAACGGCAAUUCCAAUGGCCUUGUACCGAUGCUGAGAGUAUAUAACAACACAGCUCGAUAUGUGGAUCAAGGUGGGAACAAGCGUCCUGGGGCAUUUGCUAUUUACCUGGAGCCUUGGCAUUUAGACAUCUUUGAAUUCCUUGAUUUAAAGAAGAACACAGGAAAGGAAGAGCAGCGUGCCAGAGAUCUUUUCUUUGCUCUUUGGAUUCCGGAUCUCUUCAUGAAACGAGUAGAGACUAAUCAGGACUGGUCUUUGAUGUGUCCAAAUGAGUGUCCUGGUCUGGAUGAGGUUUGGGGAGAAGAAUUUGAGAAACUAUAUGAAAGUUAUGAGAAACAAGGUCGUGUCCGCAAAGUUGUAAAAGCUCAGCAGCUUUGGUAUGCCAUCAUUGAGUCUCAAACAGAAACAGGCACCCCGUAUAUGCUCUACAAAGAUUCUUGUAAUCGAAAGAGCAACCAGCAGAACCUGGGAACCAUCAAAUGCAGCAACCUGUGCACAGAAAUAGUGGAGUACACCAGCAAAGAUGAGGUUGCUGUUUGUAAUUUGGCUUCCCUGGCCCUGAAUAUGUAUGUCACAUCAGAACACACAUAUGACUUUAAGAAGUUGGCUGAAGUCACUAAAGUCGUUGUCCGAAACUUGAAUAAAAUUAUUGAUAUAAACUACUAUCCUGUACCAGAGGCAUGCCUAUCAAAUAAACGUCAUCGUCCCAUUGGAAUUGGGGUACAAGGUCUGGCAGAUGCUUUUAUCCUGAUGAGAUACCCUUUUGAGAGUGCAGAAGCCCAAUUACUAAAUAAGCAGAUCUUUGAAACUAUUUAUUAUGGCGCCCUGGAAGCCAGCUGUGACCUUGCCAAGGAGCAGGGCCCAUACGAAACCUAUGAGGGCUCUCCAGUUAGCAAAGGAAUUCUUCAGUAUGAUAUGUGGAAUGUUACUCCUACAGACCUAUGGGACUGGAACCUUCUCAAGGAGAACAUUGCAAAGUAUGGUAUAAGAAACAGUUUACUUAUUGCCCCGAUGCCUACAGCUUCCACUGCUCAGAUCCUGGGGAAUAAUGAGUCCAUUGAACCUUACACCAGCAACAUCUAUACUCGCAGAGUCUUGUCAGGAGAAUUUCAGAUUGUAAAUCCUCACUUACUGAAAGAUCUUACUGAGCGGGGCCUAUGGCAUGAAGAGAUGAAAAACCAGAUUAUUGCAUGCAAUGGCUCUAUUCAGAGCAUACCAGAAAUUCCUGAUGAUCUGAAGCAACUUUAUAAAACUGUGUGGGAAAUCUCUCAGAAAACCGUUCUCAAGAUGGCAGCUGAGAGAGGUGCUUUCAUUGAUCAAAGCCAAUCUUUGAAUAUCCACAUUGCUGAGCCUAACUAUGGCAAACUCACUAGUAUGCACUUCUACGGCUGGAAGCAGGGUUUGAAGACUGGGAUGUAUUAUUUAAGGACAAGACCAGCGGCUAAUCCAAUCCAGUUCACUCUAAAUAAGGAGAAGCUAAAAGAUAAGGAAAAGGUAUCAAAGGAGGAAGAAGAGAAGGAGAGGAACACAGCAGCCAUGGUGUGCUCUUUGGAGAAUAGAGAUGAAUGUCUGAUGUGUGGAUCCUGAGGAAAGGCUUGGAAGAGACCAGCAUGUCUUCAGUAGCCAAACUACUUCUUGAGCAUAGAUAGGUGUAGUGGAUUUUGCUUGAGGUGGUAAGGCUUUGCUGGACCCUGUUGCAGGCAAAAGGAAUAAUUGAUUUAAAGUACUGUUAUGAUGAUAAUGAUUUUUUUUUUUAAACUCAUAUAUUGGAAUUUUCACCAAAAUGAUGCUUUUGAAAAAAAGAAAAAAAAAAAAAACAGAUAUAUUGGGAAUCACAGUAGAAGUUUUAGGAAUGCAAUAAGUCUUCUUGCAUACAGGGAGUGAUUAAGUAAAGUUUCAUCACCCCUUUAGCACUGAUUUUCUGAUGACUUCAGUUUUGUUAAGGAGAUUUAGUUUUACUGCUUUGACUGGUGGGUCUCUAGAAGCAAAACUGAGUGAUAACUCUUGAGAAGUACUGAUAGGACCUUUAUUUGGAUAUGGUCCUAUAGGUUAUUCUGAAAUAAAGCUAAACAUUUCUAAGUGA
Messenger RNA from Mandrillus leucophaeus (drill), 3761 nucleotides. It is a transcript of the gene RRM1, whose product is annotated as ribonucleotide reductase M1. NCBI's taxonomy places the organism in Eukaryota, Metazoa, Chordata, Mammalia, Primates, Cercopithecidae. Gene Ontology annotation, molecular function: ribonucleoside-diphosphate reductase activity, thioredoxin disulfide as acceptor; ATP binding. Gene Ontology annotation, biological process: deoxyribonucleotide biosynthetic process; DNA replication. The coding region runs from base 887 to 3265 and encodes 792 amino acids. The record is from RefSeq and is a predicted model, not a curated record. Gene Ontology annotation, cellular component: ribonucleoside-diphosphate reductase complex. The transcript is spliced from 19 exons.